GUACAUCACCUGACCAACCCGAAGUGAUCGUGUACAUGAUCGAGUAAAUAUGAUCAAAAAUUGUUGAUUGUUUUGAUCCAAAUCCAGUAUUAAUUACCCCUCAUGUAAGGCUAUGUGAAGUUGAAGUACAGACAACCUACAUGGUAAGAAUGCCACGGUGGUUUGAGUUUAACGGGAUGCUAUCAUCAUAAUGGGUGUGACCUCUCUCCCCUACCAAAGGAAUUCCGCACCUUCUGUUGGAUGAUUGAUGCAACAUAAAAAACAAACAUGGAAUCGGAGAAGUUUGAUGAAUGGCACCGUAACCUUGUCAGGUCUUUCACCGAAGAGUUGAGCGACGAGCAACGAUGCUCGGUCCUUGACAAUCUCAUCGCAGCCAGCGGUGCCAGCCAGCUUCGGUUUCUCUCCACCAAGCUCGAAGGUCUUGUGAAACGAGACUUCUUACGUCUCCUCCCGGUAGAGCUCGGGAAUUACCUCCUAGCCUGGUUGGACGCCGAGACUCUGUGUCGAUGCUGCCUCGUUAAUAAACAAUGGAACAAAAUGGUGAAUGAGUGUGGCCAGGCCUGGCAGAACGCCUGCUGUCGGCUUGGGCUGAACGCCACGGAGCUGGAGUUACGUCUGGAUCAGAACGGACGAGAUUGGAAGGCUGCUUAUAGGGACUUUAUGUUGAGGCUUAGACAGCUACGAGAGGGAUGUGCAUUUGAUAGUUUGACAUUAAGGGGACACAGUGCCAGGGUGUAUGCUCUGCAUUAUCGAAAUGGACAAUUGGCCUCAGGAUCUGAUGAUCUAACGGCCCGGCUAUGGGACGUUUCCACCGGCCAGUGUCUCAAAAUACUCCAGACUCACACCUGCGCUGACAUCAAGUUUGACGACAACAAACUCAUCACAGCUUCGUUUGAUAAUACAGUGGCCUGUUGGGAUUGGGAGACGGGAACCAGACUUCAGAGGUUCUCAGGUCACACUGGGGCAGUGUUUAGCAUUGAUUAUAGCGACAAGCUGGACCUGUUAGUCAGUGGCUCAGCGGAUACCACAGUCAAGCUAUGGUGCUUGAGCGAUGGCGCACUGUUGAACACACUACAUGGACAUUGUGACUGGGUCACUCAAGUGAUUCUACACGAAGCAUGUGUUGACUCUGAUUUUUUCAGUGCCGGUGAGCCUGUUCUUCUUACAAUGGAUAAAGCAGAAAUAAAGGUUUGGAAUUUGAAGAACAGCGAUGAGUCACAGUGCAUCAGAACAUUGACAUCACCAAGCACCAUGGCCGUCCAUACUCAAACUUUCCUACCGAGGCUACAAUUUUAUGGAGCCCAUGUGGCGUGUGCCUCGGAUAUCGGCAUCUUGGUCUGGAGUUUCCAAACAUUUGAGUUGACAAAACUCAUCCCGUACGCCGACUCCAGCAACCUCAUCCUCCUUGGCAUCUGCUCUGCCUUUACUCUCCUCCUCGAUCAUCAAUUCCUCCGCCUCCUCAACACCCAGACCCACGAGGUCAUCUCCUCAUGGCGCCUACCAGCCUACCGCCGCUCCAAACGAGGCUCUAACUUCGUAGCCGGUGCCGUCCAAUGGUUGGAGGGACUGAGGCUGGAGGCCGAGGAAGGCCUGGUGUUUGCAACGAGUAUGACGGACCACAGCUUGCAUCUAGUACGUUGGAGACAGCCAGUUGAGGGUAAAGAGCUGAGGUGACGUUAAAACAUCCAGAGACCCGAAAAUCUGGGAUUACAUUGUGCAGCUUUCAGUGCUAUUUGCUUAAAACACGUCGUCUCCCUGUAACUUUUCUGAAAUAUUAUACAAUGUUUUUCCUUUGUAAAUGUAAUCCUACAGAAUACUGUAAUCAAAGUUUGGAUACUUGUGGCACAUCAUAAUUCAAGAUGUGACAUCAACUGUUCACAAAAGAGCAACUAAGCCUGGACUUCCCGCAGGAGUGAUUUGUGGACAGCUCAAUUGCACUGUGUAAUUUUAAUUCAACUUUUGAUAUGAUGAAAGGGGGCACAAAAUAAAGUCACUGUUUCCAUUUCAUAGUGCUGCUAACCAUAAGCACUUAAAAAGGCAUGCCAAUCUUUCAGUGCUUAUUGCUGCAUGAAAAUGAAUGACGUAACAAUGCUAAUCCAUGGUGAAUGCACAAGCUGUCCGCUUAAUUUUCUUGCUAACCUGUGAAAUAAGAUAAUGGUAAAUAGUUAAUGGCCUGACGUUUCGGACCAGCAGAGACUUUCUCAACAACACAAUAAACAUAAACAAGUUUACUGGUGUAAUAGAAACAGUCAAGUGAAAAUGUUUGAUACAGAACGCACAUUGUGACUGUUGAAUCCAACAGGCCGACCCAAAGAGAAACAGGUGUAAUUUCACAAUUAAAAAUUGUAUGCCUAC
Asterias rubens (European starfish) is the source of this 2355-nucleotide messenger RNA. Its product is annotated as F-box/WD repeat-containing protein 2-like. NCBI's taxonomy places the organism in Eukaryota, Metazoa, Echinodermata, Asteroidea, Forcipulatida, Asteriidae. The transcript has 7 exons. Gene Ontology annotation, molecular function: protein binding. Bases 268 to 1674 code for a protein of 468 amino acids. The record is from RefSeq and is a predicted model, not a curated record.